This is a messenger RNA of Lolium rigidum, 543 nucleotides long. RefSeq names its product dirigent protein 1-like. The transcript has a single exon. The record is from RefSeq and is a predicted model, not a curated record. Bases 1 to 543 code for a protein of 180 amino acids. Lineage: Eukaryota; Viridiplantae; Streptophyta; Magnoliopsida; Poales; Poaceae.
AUGGACUUUCUACUCCUCUGCUGUGCCUUCCUCCUGGGCGCCGCAGCCUACAGCAACACCCACAUGGGCGCCGCCGCCUCCACCACCACUCACCUCCACUUUUACAUGGACGAUUUCUACACCGGCCCGAACCCCACCGCCUUGCGCGUCGUGUCCGGCCGCUCCCUCUCGCCCGACAACGGCACGGCGGCCACGUCGCCGCGGCAGUUCGGCGACAUCGUGGUGCUGAACGACCCGCUGACGGAGAGUCCCGACAGAGGCAGCGCCCGCGUGGGCAAGGCGCAGGGGUUCGCCGUGCGGGCGUCAGAGGGCGGCAUCGUAUCAGACCUUCACCUGCACCUGUUCCUGGAGGCCGGCGAGUACAACGGCAGCUCAGUGGCGGUGAACGGCCGCAUCGACAUGGACACCGAGAUGCGCGAGUCGGUGAUCGUCGGUGGUACCGGCCGGUUCCGUUUCGCGCGGGGAUACAUGCUCUCCCGGAACUACCAGUACGACCUCACCAAUGGCGGUGUCGUCGAGCUCAACGUCUACGUGCAGCACUAG